Messenger RNA from Lottia gigantea (owl limpet), 759 nucleotides. RefSeq lists its product as hypothetical. The transcript has 5 exons. The coding region runs from base 1 to 759 and encodes 252 amino acids. The record is from RefSeq and is a predicted model, not a curated record. NCBI's taxonomy places the organism in Eukaryota, Metazoa, Mollusca, Gastropoda, Lottiidae.
AUGAAACGUUCUAUAGAGGAGAUUUGUGGUUUCCUAAGGAGUAUUGGUGUAGACAACGCCACAAUAUUGAGAUUUCGACAAAAUAGGGUGGAUUCAAUAGCUGUGGAGAUAUUUCAGAAUACAGAUUUGUUAGAACUUGGACUUCAUGCAAUGGCAGAUAUAGCAAAGCUGAGACAUUUUUGCCAAAUAAAUGAUGAUUCUUCACCUAACGAUUCCAAUCAGUUUUCUGAAAGAUCGACAGAGAGACGAAGGCGACUCCUAGAAAUGAUAAGAAUGAAAGAAAACAAAAGUGGCAAAGCGGAUAAAGGAUCUGGACCAGGACGACCUAAGAAAACGACUAGGGCUCUGAAUAUUGGAUUCAGAAUAUUUACAGAAACUGAGAGGGAUGUUGAGGGGUGCCGAAUCGCUAGGACGGUGAAAGCGCCUCUGGAUGCCGUUUCUUGUGAUUUUACAUUGGAUGCUUACAUAACGGAAAAAAGAAUACCAGGAGCUAUUAGAUUUUACCGUCUUUGUUCUCCUAUAGACAUGUGCGCCAGUAGUGAUGAAAGCACUGACUCUAAUAUCGAGGAAUUACCAGUUUUUGAACAUUUAACCCCAAGCAGGGAAGUCAUGAUACGCCGAAGUGCCCCAUCCCGCCGUAUGGAAGUUUUGCAAACUCCAAAAAGUACAGAACAUGGAACCAUGUUCAUCUUCUUCUUCAAGGGAUCGAAAUACAGCGGAAAGGUAGUACGACUUCAGUACAGUAAAUUAGAAGAAUAA